AUGGACUCUUUAUCAUAGUCCAAAAAAUUUUCAGAUUACUAUAAAAUUGAUAAAAAUAAAAGUUUUGGAAAUGGACAAUAUGGAGAAGUUUAUGCAUGUGAAAAGAUAAAUGAUAAUAAUAAUAAUGAAAAGUAUUGUGUUAAGAUCAUACCAAUAAUGUAAAAGGAAAAUAAUCGGGAAUAGCUUAUAAAUGAAACAAUAAGAAAUUAUACUAAAAAUAAUCCUUAGUUUGUUAAUAUUGUUUAAACAUUUGAUACUUUUUAGGAUAAUUAUUCUGUAUAUAUAGUAAUGGAAUAAUGUGAAGAAGAUUUAUCUUCUGAAUUUGAAAGAAUGAAUGAAUAAAAAAUUUGGUAUACUGAAUAAUAAGUAUUUGAUAUAAUUAGGUAAAUUAUAACAGCUCUCAAAGAACUUUAUAAUUUAAAAAUAAUACAUAGAGAUAUAAAACCUGAAAAUAUAUUAAUCAAAAACGAAAAGUUAGAAGGUACUGAGAAAAAGAUAUAUAAAGUAAAAAAUUAUACUUACCUAAAAGAUAGGAGAUUUUGGAGUUGGAAAAAUAAUUUAAGAUACUCUAAAUAAAUCUGUUCUAACAAAAACAGGUACUUUGAUUUAUGCUGCACCUCAAAUGAUAUUUGAUGAAUCUUGUACAGAAAAAUGUGAUAUAUUUUCUUAUGGGAUACUAUUUUACUAAAUAUGUUAUAAAGGUCAGGAACCUUAUGAUUGUAUUCCAAAAAUUAAUUUAAUUAAAAGUUUAAAAUAACUGAAAGAUUAACCAUUUAAAACUCCACCACUUAAUUUUAGUAGAGCAGAUGUAUUAAAGGAUUUAAUUGAAAAGAUGAUUGUCUAUUAGGAGAAUUAAAGAGCUUCAUUUGAAGAUAUAUUUAAUCAUCCAGUAAUGAAUGUAAAAGGAAUAGAGGAAACUGAUUUUAUUCCUAAAUUAUAGAAUUCUGUUUCAUAAGUUAGUGUAAACUUCAGAGAGAAAAAAAAACAAAAAACUUUGAUUGAUGAUGUGUAAAUAUACUAGAAAUUAUUGGAAGUGUUAUAUAAUCGAUUUAAGAUCUGUGAAUAUGUUAUUAAAUAAAUUAAUAGCAUAAAAUAAAAUUAUGCAUUAUUAUAUAUCAUUCAUUUGAUAGCAAAAUAUUAAUUGGAAUAUGCACUUGCUAUUGUCUAUAUAAGACCUUAAGAUUUCCAUCCAUCAAUUAAAUAAGACAAUGAUAUUUUAGAUUUGGUAUAUAAAUUGGAUUAAGUUUAAAAGGGUCUUCAAAACUGUAAUGAAGACAUAAUUAAGUAAUAUUAAAAUUAUUAAAAAGAGAUUCAAAAUACUUAUCAUAAAUUUAAUUUGCAAUUAUCUCAAUUUUUAGACACAAUUUUAACACAAACUUUAUAAAAAAAUUUAUAAUUCUAAGGAGAAGUAAACGAGAUUUUUCAAGAUUCAAAAUAUCGAAAAAUUGAAAUACUCAAAUUAUAUUAUAUAUUAAGUCUUAUAAAAAAUUAGUAAUCUGCAACUAUGAGGAAUGAUAUAUAGGAACUUUUAAAUUAAAUAAUUAAUUUUGAAACUCAGUAUCCAAUAAAUCUAUAUAAAAGUAGCAUUGAUUUAAAUGAAAAAUUUCCCAUACAUAUUAUAUAAAAAUAAAAAAAUGAAUCUUUAUGA
Molecule: messenger RNA, 1648 nt
Organism: Paramecium pentaurelia
Lineage: Eukaryota; Ciliophora; Oligohymenophorea; Peniculida; Parameciidae
Source: the annotation of a GenBank genome assembly